AUGGCACCCAAACUUGGCAUAUUCCCGGCAUCUGGAGGCCUUGGAGGCAGUACCCUGAGCCACCUUCUUGGGCUAGUCCCACCCAACGAAGUGGUACUUGUCGCUCGCAGCCCAGAGAAACUCAACAAAGAGGAAGCUACUGGAGCCAUUGUUCGCAAAGCCGAUUACGACAAUGCUCAGACACUUGAUCACUCGUUUGACGGAAUUUCCUCUCUGAACUUGAUCUCCUAUGCCAGUAUUCAGAACGAGCAUCGAUUCACGGUACACAGAUCCGCGAUUGAUGCGGCUCGAAAGAGUGGCGUUAAGCACAUCUUUUACUCAUCUCUUGCGUUUGCUGGUGAUGGAAAUCUCGAAACCAAGGCCCAGGUCAUGCUUGCCCACCUUGCCACGGAGAAAUAUCUGGCCCAGUUACAUGACAAGGACCCGCAGUUCACGUAUACUGUCGUUCGCCAAGGACUGUAUUCGGAGUCCUUCCCACUCUAUACUGCCUUCUUCGAUCUGAAAGCUCCUUCCAGCGAAAUUUGUAUCCCUCACGACGGCUCGGCUCCUGGCCUUGCAUGGGCUAAGCAAGACGAGCUGGGCGAAGCAACCGCAAACCUCAUUGCACAGCACGCCCAAGAUCCCGCUGCUUUCCCUUAUUUAAACAAGACCAUCCUUCUCUCGGGCCCUCGUGCUUGGUCUCUCAAUGAAACAGCAGAUGUAUUCAGCCGCGUGCUGGAUAAGUCAGUCAAGGUCCGCCAGGUACACGUGGAUGAGUAUGUCAAACAGCCACAGGUCCAAAAUGGUCUCACAUACGGUGGUGGCAAUUGGGCACCUCUCUGGGCGACUGCUUUCGAUGGGAUCCGCGAUGGCGAGUGUGCAGCAGUCACCCCAAAUUUGGCUCAGUUACUUGGUCGUGAACCUGAGGAUUUUGAAACAACCAUCAGGAACAUGAUUUCUGCUUAA
This is a messenger RNA of Penicillium brevicompactum, 945 nucleotides long. RefSeq lists its product as uncharacterized. The transcript has 2 exons. NCBI's taxonomy places the organism in Eukaryota, Fungi, Ascomycota, Eurotiomycetes, Eurotiales, Aspergillaceae. The coding region runs from base 1 to 945 and encodes 314 amino acids. The record is from RefSeq and is a predicted model, not a curated record.